AUGAGUGUACCAGCACCCCGUAAGGCUGAUGCUGCCAUUGAUCCUAUUCUUCGAAGUGCUAGAGAAGACCGGUCAGAAAAGUUCGAUGUGCGGUAUCGCAAGUUCAACCCAAAUGCGUUAUUGAACGCAGCUGUUAGAUCUAUUAGUAACGAAAAGGGAUCUCUCGAUUACCCGAUCCUGGAUGUAUUUGCUGUUGACCCCUUAACCGAUGAGAGGCAUUGGGAGGGGAACAUCGGCACCGCGUGUAUUACAGCCCUAGGAUCAAACGAAAUUCUCUGGACUGAGACUUAUGCCAGGCCGCGAAUGAAUUAUCACUGGUCUAUGGAACAUCCAGAAGUUCCGGUCAAAACUCUAAAAAUGGCAAAAAAAGGCGGAGAAGAGUUUUUCCCUGAUUAA
This is a messenger RNA of Microsporum canis CBS 113480, 396 nucleotides long. RefSeq lists its product as uncharacterized. The record is from RefSeq and is a predicted model, not a curated record. Bases 1 to 396 code for a protein of 131 amino acids. Lineage: Eukaryota; Fungi; Ascomycota; Eurotiomycetes; Onygenales; Arthrodermataceae. The transcript is spliced from 5 exons.